This is a messenger RNA of Arthroderma uncinatum, 2688 nucleotides long. Its product is annotated as eukaryotic translation initiation factor 2c. The coding region runs from base 1 to 2688 and encodes 895 amino acids. Gene Ontology annotation, molecular function: RNA binding; protein binding. The record is from RefSeq and is a predicted model, not a curated record. NCBI's taxonomy places the organism in Eukaryota, Fungi, Ascomycota, Eurotiomycetes, Onygenales, Arthrodermataceae. The transcript has 6 exons.
AUGGGGUUCACACCUUUCGAAAAGGUGCCUAAUGUGGCCCUCCGGAAUCUUAAUUUUAACGAUGAGCCUGCUGAUCAGUACUACGAACCCGUGCCCUUGGUACAACGUCCUGGAUACAAUACCACCGGAAAAGAUAUCUCCUUGUCGACAAACUUUUACCCGAUCCUUGAUUACCCAAAGGGUAAUGUUCACCAGUAUGAUGUCAUGAUCGGAAAUGGAGAUGAGAAGCGUGUUGUGAUCCAAAAAGUCUGGGACUCGAAUGCACGCAAGAGCAAGCUUGGUCGUGAUUUUAUCUUCGACGGAAGCAAGCUUGCCUGGUCUCUUACGAAACUUAAGCAUGAUCUUAAUAUUGUUGUUGAUCUCGACGCCGAGCAGGGCCGUACCGGCUCUAAGACUUCAAACGCCUUUCGAUUGGUUGUACGAUAUACGAAGACCAUCGGUUUGGCGGCGUUGGCAGCUGCAAUUCGCGGUAAUCAUAACACCGACAAGGAAGCCGGGCAAUGUUUAACCUUCUUCAACCAUCUAUUGCGUGAGACUCCGAGCCAAAAAUUCAUUGCUAUCAAGUCAUCCUAUUUUUCCGAAAAUAGUAUUCGAACAUCCGUUGGAUGUGGAGUCGAUGCCUUCAAAGGCAUAUUCCAAGCGAUUCGCGUAGUCCAGCCGGGGUCUCUUGCAAUAAACGUUGACGUCUCAAACGCGUGCUUCUGGUCACGCAACUCUCUUCUCGUCGUUGCACUCUCAGUCUUCGAAGUUCGUGACGCCCAGCAACUAAUUUUCAAUUGCAAGCCCGAAAGAGACGGCCUCGGCGGCUAUAAGGCCUCCAAGAAGUUUCAGCUCUUGGAGAGAAUGAGAAAGCUUUCUGUGAAAGCCGAUUACCCAGGCUGCCCUUGCCUAGACAAAGAAUGGACCAUCAAAGGAUUCCUUUUGGCAAAUUCAAAGGAGUACAAACUUGAAAUCAAGGAUCGUGCUACCGGAAAGAUCAAUAUGAUUUCUGUAUUCGAUUACUUCAAAAAUCGCUACAACUACCACUUGACCUACUGGGAACUACCACUAGUACAGAUGACCAAGAAAGAUGUUGUCUACCCCAUGGAGGUUUUGGUUAUCCAUAGGGCCCAGAAGUAUCCCUUUAAACUUAAUGAUCUACAAACUUCGUCAAUGAUCAAGUUUGCGGUUACUCGCCCUGCCGAGCGCCGCAAGGCCAUUGAAGAAUCAAAAAAGAACCUCCAACACCCUGCUGACCCAGUGCUAAAGGCCUAUGGCGUGGUAAUCGGUGAUAAAAUGAUCAAGACCCGUGCAAGACUGUUGCCGAACCCAGAGAUUCUCUUUGGGGGAAAUCAAAAGCUUAACCCACAAACCAAUGGCCGCUGGGAUUUGCGAGGCAAGAAGUUUUACUCCAAGAAUACCAAACCGCUUAAGUCCUGGGGAGUGGCCGUUUUCAAAGGGAGGCACCCAAUAAACAAGGCCCAAGUUGAGGCAUUCUGCGACGCGCUCGUGCGAGCAUACCAGGGACAUGGAGGCGACAUUGAGAGCCGUCGUCCAGAAAUUAUUGAAGUCGGACCCGAUCCAGCCAAAGGCGUUUUCGAUCUCUUCCACGCCACUGGCAAUAGGUUCAACCUACGCCCUGAAUUGAUGAUCUUUGUCGUGGCUGAUCGACAGAGUUUCCAUUAUUCACGAAUCAAGAAAUCCUGCGACUGUCGCUUCGGUGUGCCAUCCCAGGUCCUACAAGGUCAGCAAGUCGUCAAGUGCAACGGGCAGUACAUCUCGAAUGUGCUGAUGAAAAUUAACGCCAAGCUCGGUGGUACAACUGCGAGAGUGACGUCGAAGACUAGCAGCGGGCUUCCGCCCUAUACAAUGAUCAUUGGAGCCGAUGUCUCACAUUCAUCCCCAGGCAGCUUUUCGCCAUCGAUGGCUGCAAUGACUGUCUCUAUGGACACUUUUGGCGGUCGGUACACUGCUGGAUGCGAGACUAAUGGAGAGCGUGUUGAGAUUAUCAGCCAGGCAAACGUUAAGUCGAUAUUAUCUCCAUUAAUUCGUGAGUGGGUUAUGAACACUGGAAAGGGGAGUGUCCCAAAACAGGUCUAUUACUUCCGUGAUGGUCUUUCGAGCGGGCAGUUCCAGGCCUGCUUGCGAGAAGAAAUUCCACAUAUUAAGAAAAUCUUCACCGAAAUCAUGGGCAGUGAAUGGCCAGGGAAAAUGACAAUUGUUGUUGCAUCCAAGCGUCACCACGUCCGAGCCUUCCCAGAGCCGACUGAUCGUAUGGCCUCAGACAAGAACGGCAAUCCUUUGCCUGGCACUCUCAUUGAGAGAGAUGUCACAGAUCCCUACCGAUGGGAUUUCUUACUCUACUCCCACAUUGCUCUGCAAGGAACAUCUCGUCCGGUGCACUACCAUGUGCUUAUAGACGAGAUGAAGCACAACCCAAAUCAGCUUCAGAACAUGAUUUAUGAUCAUUGUUACCAGUACAUGCGCUCAACCACCUCGGUCUCUCUGUUCCCGGCCGUUUAUUAUGCGCAUCUUGCGUCGGCUCGAGCUCGAUCCCAUGAGGACGUACCUGCUAGCUCCGGACCACAGUCUGGACCUGGUAUCAAACAGGGCCAGGCUCCUCCUCCAGGACCCCGUGAUACCGAGAUUCCACAAUUGCUUCCAAUGCCAAACAAUGACCGCAUUGGGUUUAAGAUGUGGUACAUCUAA